Molecule: messenger RNA, 4719 nt
Organism: Trypanosoma brucei brucei TREU927
Lineage: Eukaryota; Euglenozoa; Kinetoplastea; Trypanosomatida; Trypanosomatidae
Product: kinesin, putative
Exons: 1
Coding region: 1-4719 (1572 amino acids)
Biological process (GO): mitotic spindle organization; microtubule-based movement
Molecular function (GO): microtubule binding; microtubule motor activity; ATP binding
Source: RefSeq, a predicted model, not a curated record
AUGUCGAAGCCACGCGAUGCGGAGGAGGGGCAUGUGACCGUUUGCGUGCGUGCCCGACCUCUCAACGAGCGGGAGAAGCGUCUCAACUCACCCAUUUGCCUACAGUUCCAAAAUGGAAAAACGGUUAGUAUUUACAAGUCAAGUGUCCCCAACGGUGCGGCGGCUGACGCAGGGUGUGAUGCGGCGGGGGGAAAGUGCUUCAGCUUCGACCGAGCUUUUGACAGCAACGACAGCCAAACAACUGUGUACGAGUAUCUUGGUAUCCCCGUUCUCCAGGCAACCAUUAAAGGUUUCAAUGCAUGUGUUUUCGCAUAUGGCCAGUCUGGAAGCGGGAAGAGCUACUCCAUGAUGGGUCCUUCGGGUGGCCGUGAUGUAGUGGUUGACCCCGGUAUUAUUCCCCGACUUUCCAGGGGUCUUUUUGAGAUGGUUGCGAAGGAAGUGGCGGAGAACGAGCGGGAACGAGAGGCGGCGCGCUCAUCAGGCGUUGAGGAAAAUGCACUUCCACCGCAGUUGAACAUUACAGUUCUCGUGAGCUACAUGGAAAUAUACCAGGAGCGUGUCAACUGCCUUCUUAAUCCAAAGUGUGAGAACCUCAAAGUCCGCGAGCACAAGGUGUUGGGUGUAUAUGUUGAAGGUAUUUCGGAGGUGCAAGUGGAUUCUGAGGAGAGUAUGAUGCAAGUGAUGCACGGAGGAAAUCAAAGUCGUCACAUUGCAGCAACAAAUAUGAAUGACCGUUCAAGUAGAUCUCACGCCAUAUUCUCAAUCACAGUAAUCCAGAAGCGUAUGGGGAAGGUAAAAGAUGGUACGGUGUCAUGCACAGAGCUCCGUGCAAAAGUUAACCUGGUGGACCUUGCAGGAAGUGAGAGGGCAAAGUCUACGGGUGCAGAAGGUGGCACAUUGCGUGAGGGAGCAAAUAUAAACAAAUCUCUGACGGUUUUAGGUCAGGUGAUUAGUGCCUUAGCAGACAUCGGAAAAAGCAAGCCGGAUGCUGGUGGACGAAGACACGUCCCGUAUCGUGACUCCACCUUAACAUUUAUCCUUAAGGAGUCUCUCGGCGGGAACAGUAAAACGUUCAUGUUGUCUACGCUCAGCCCGGCAGCGGCAAACUACGACGAAACGAUGAGCACGCUGCGCUAUGCGGAUCGUGCUAAGUCUAUCGUCACCCGUGCAGUUGUAAACGCCGCAGCAGGGGAUAAGAGAAUACGUGAGUUGGAAGAAGAGGUACAGCAACUGCGAGAGAAGAUGAAGCACUACGAGGAACUUGCUCUUCGGGGAGGAGUAAUGCCAGAUUUAGCAAAUCCUGGUGGGUUACCCAAUUCCACUGGGGGCGGCCACGGCCCCGCCAGUAACAUGGAGGAUCUAGAGAGUAGCAUCCCCUCCAUGACACCACGAAGGCCACAUGACGCUGCUGUUUUGUUAUCAAAAUUGGAGCAGGCGGAAGAACUUAUAAAGCAACUCACCAAAGCGGAAGGGAAACAGCAAGAGGCACCAAGGCCAACGCACCCAACAAUUAAGUUAGACCGUAAUGAGCCCUUUAUUCUAAAUAUGGAAGGUGUAGGGGAUUGGGUGGUUGAGCACCUUGUGGCUGGAACCACAUACCUUGGAACAGAAGAGCCAACACCAGGGAGCGAGUGGCGGAGCAUCACAGUGAGUGGAGAGGGAACCAGCGGAGUCGCUCCACGGCACUGUUGCUUCGUUCGCCAGGGAAAUGGUUGUGUGUUACUUCGACCUCUGGAGGGCAACCUCACGUACAUUAAUGACGAACAGGAACCAAUAUCGAGGGACGUCCCGUUAAUGAGUGGUACCGUGGUGUGCAUUGGAGAUGAAUUUCUGCAGUUCAAGUUCACAGACCCCACAGCGCCGUCGAUGACUGCGCGGCGUCGUCCUAUGCGCUCGGCGGAGGGUACAAUACUCUCACCUCGUUUUAAAAGCAUCUCCGAAAGCUCCGUACCUAGCUUGAGAAUCCCUGCACCAACACAAAGUGUGGGUGUUGGUAUCACUACCGUUGCCGCCACUAACAGUCCGAGAGGAGGCAUCGCGUCUAGUGCCGCUAAUACUGGUAAUGGUGGUAGUGCAGUACCUGUUGUUCCCCCCAUUACUGCGGGUAGUGGUGUUUCCCCUUUUGUUCCAGCAUUGCAGCUGAAAGAUGUUCUGCAACACCAGGCCCAAACAAACACCUAUCGCCCGCCAACUCACAAAGACCCAGUGGCGGCCGACGUCCGACCCACGUCAGUUCGUUUACCAAGGACUGCAAAGGGAGUAGGGAGAAGUCGUAUUGGUGCUGGCGAAGGUAUGGAGCGAAUUCGUGCAGUGAAGACGGCAAGGAGGUUAAAACUCAGAGACGACGAAUACAAUGUUAUUUAUCGUCACACCUUCCUUGUGCUCGGUUGCGGCAGCUGCGGGAAAACUUCUUUCCGCGAAAACUUGCACAAACAGGACAAAUGGUACUCGAUCUUCACUAGUGAUCAAAAGAACUUGCGACCCUCCUUUGGAGUAGAGUCAACAACGAUUUCAAGCACAGGGGAGUAUCCGUCUGUGGAGAUGAAUGUGAUGGAAUUAGGGGGGACUGGUUGCUUUUCUCUUCUCCAGGGGCUUCUGCCAACGCGCCGUGCAACUUAUGUGUUAUGCUUUUCACUUCUUCAGAGCGUCCCGUUCGAAGGCCUUCUGCCCUUUUUGGAGUUUAUUCUUUCACACACCACCACCCGAGACACUUCUGUGGUGUUGGUUGGAACUUACCUCGACCGCUCCCCGCUUAAGAGCAGUAAGUUAGCUCAACAUUUCUCCGAACUUGAGAUGCAAGUGAACAAUUACUUUCGUACGCUGCAAGUUGUUGGAGACAUGCGGCCCUCCAUCGCUGGGUGCUUCGCUGUGGAUAAUGUUAACCGCACUGUUUUUGCACCAAUGUUUGAGCGGUUGAGGAAAUUCCCUGAUUUGCUUUCCUGGUUUGGGGAUCAAGCUAUUCGGCGCUGCCGCAAUGAUGCUGACUUUCCAAAUGCUCAGGUUCCAAAGUUGCUGCUAUCCCUUGGGAAGCGAACGAAAGAAAUAAACCGUGAAGGGAAGUGGUGUGUAGCCUUUGGAGAGUUUAAAUCAGUUGCCAAUGCAUUGGAUAACCGCUACAGUGACAAUUUGGACGACCUCCAUCGACAUAUUCAACUUUUAAUGAGUUGGGGUGUGUUGCAUCACCACUACAGGCACCGUGCCAUGAGGAAGUAUGUAAUUGUGGACACACCGUGGGUUUUUCGCGUCGUGGCUACCUUGUCAUGCUGCUCUACUGUGACACCCAAACUCCCUGGAAAUGACUCGUCUCUCCGCUCCGUGCCACUCGUCCUGUGCCGAGAGGUUAUGCAAAGCAUGAGAAAAUCCCUUCCAUUCGAUGUGGAUGCUGUUCUAAUUGAAGAUGUAUGUGGAGCCUUGCUUCAGGGUGUUUUGACAAUGAGGACAGCGUUAGCUCUAUUCGAUGGAGUACUAAAGGAAAAGGGAUAUGGUUUCGCACAACUAGGUGGGUUGCUGGAGUUGUUGCGCAGUUAUGACUUUAUCAUUAUGGGUAGUCGACUUCAGUACUCUUUUUUCAACGAUGAAAACACAAGCGUACAGUCGUCGCCGACGAAUGCUGGGAAAGACAUGAGGGAAGUUGGAUCCGGGCUUGGACGGAAAAAAUCUGCGGGUCCCUCAGGUGGUCCCGAGUCAGAGCAUUUUGUGCUCAUACCCUCGUGCUUCAUGAAUCCCACUCCCUCUUCGUUCUGCAUGCACGUGCCAUCGUUUUUACAUGGUCCUUUUUACCGCUUUACAUUGAACAUGGUGCCGCACAACUUUUUCUCGCGCAUUGUGAGUCGUGUGGCGCACUGUGCCAAGAAAGUUUACCUCGGGCCCGCCACGGCCCGCUGCGUCAAGUUGGAAGAUCUGGUGUGGAACCCGAAUUCACAAGACGACGGCAAGGGUGGAAACCGCGUAGGCAGUAAUGUCAAUGGUAGCAGUAACAAUACAAAGGGCACUGAACCGUCUGUGGUCGCGACCAACAGUGUAUAUGUCGUAGGCAGCAGUCAGUUCUGGGAAAACACCAUGUGGGUGAUAAGCUCACCCGGGAGCCGUGCACUGCUGCGCAUGGUGCAACGCUCUCUCUUUGUUACAUUUCACGACAUGGAGAACAGUGACGAGUUCUACGAUGGACUUCGUCAUGUCAUACGGAACAUAUUGUAUGAAAGCCCCGGUGUAACGUGCCAGGAGAGUAUCCUCUGCUUGCGGCGGGCGCUGGAGGAUGGAGAGAAGGCCGAAGAAGUGCACGGUGAUUUGACUUACUGGAGACAUGUGGACGAGAAUGUCAACUCCUUAGAGAAAAUAAAGCAGCGUGAAGCCACAGCACUCAUGACACCACGCGGCACCACACCGAGGCUAUCCAUGAAAGGCAGAGCCGGUGGCACUAUGGAGAUCGAAAGAAGUCGUCAAGGUGGCUCGAGAGCAGGUGUGAAAAAUGGUAGUGGUAAUAGCGACGAGGAGGACGAACUGAAUGAUGUUGUUAUUCCCUUCGUGCGAAACCAUACGGAGCCGAUUGACGUUGAGGCAGCCCUCCGACGUGUGUGCUCAGAUUCGUUGUUGACUGAUAACGCUUUGAAUGAGUUGAAGACGGCACUGCAGGCAAUGAAAGAGGCUCGAAGCUGCGGGGACCAUUCGGGUGAGUGCUGUGCCUUGGACCGCCUUGUUGACGUGCUUGCACAGACGUAG